This is a messenger RNA of Anopheles funestus (African malaria mosquito), 3292 nucleotides long. RefSeq names its product translocation protein SEC63 homolog (gene Sec63). NCBI's taxonomy places the organism in Eukaryota, Metazoa, Arthropoda, Insecta, Diptera, Culicidae. Bases 294 to 2642 code for a protein of 782 amino acids. Gene Ontology annotation, molecular function: transmembrane protein transporter activity; RNA binding. Gene Ontology annotation, biological process: post-translational protein targeting to endoplasmic reticulum membrane; SRP-dependent cotranslational protein targeting to membrane. Gene Ontology annotation, cellular component: Sec62/Sec63 complex. The record is from RefSeq and is a predicted model, not a curated record. The transcript is spliced from 7 exons.
CUCACCUGCGGCGCUGCAUUCAUUGACGACAUUGCAUGUACGUGGUGUUGGUAUUUUUUGUGAUUGUGGUAAAGUUUUCUUCUUUGGCGUGCGCAUACACCUGGAACACAAAUAAGAUCACUUCCUUUAGCUGCGUUCAAUGGAAUAUUUCCAGCAGGCUGUGAAAGAAGUGAAUCACAAACAACUCCGAAAGACAACGAGGGUGCGCCGUGCCUUUAGAGCUGUUCCCGUGCGGUGGUAGAAACUAGUCUCGGGGGCCACAAAAACCCAACAGAACCACAAACGGCCCAGCGAUGGGCGGGCAGAAAUUUCAGUACGACGAGAGUGGAGGAACUUUCUUCUACUUCAUAUUGUCGUUUCUGGCACUGAUUCUCGUACCGACCACGUUCUACUUUUGGCCACGCAAGAAAAAGGAAGAUCCCACAACAAAGGAAGAACAUUGUUACUGUCAAGGAUGCGUGCAGAAACGAAUCACCAUGGAACAUUCCGACCCGUACAAGGGCCCCAAGGAGCUGCUGGUGAAGCUAUCGAUAGUGGCCGGUUGGUUGCUGCUAGCAUUCCUUACCUACAAGGUGUCCCAGUUCGACUACGAAAUGUCCAACUUUGAUCCGUACGAGAUCCUGGGCGUACCGCUCGGAACGUCCCAGAAGGACAUCAAGAAAGCGUACCGCACGCUGUCGGUUAUACUGCAUCCGGACAAAGAAACCGGUGACGAGAAAGCGUUCAUGAAGCUGACGAAAGCUUACCAGGCCCUUACGGACGAUGAGGCACGCAAGAACUGGGAAAAGUAUGGCAAUCCCGAUGGUCCCGGUGCGACUUCCUUUGGCAUUGCGCUCCCGUCGUGGAUCGUUGAGAAGGAAAACUCCGUCUGGGUGCUGGGAUUGUAUGCGCUGGUGUUUAUGGUUGCGCUACCGAUCGUUGUCGGCACGUGGUGGUAUCGUUCGAUCCGCUACAGUGGCGAUAAGGUGCUGCUCGAUACGACCAACAUGUAUUGGUACUUUUUCCACAAAACUCCGCACAUGGCGGUAAAGCGAGUAAUCAUGAUAUUGGCGGCGAGUUUUGAGUUUGAAAAGCGACACAACAAUCAGGUGAUUGAGCGACCUUCGGAUAACACGGAGGUUCCGGCGCUGAUCCGCGAGUUGCCCUAUCUGAAUGAGAAAUGCAAAGAGUUGCCCUUUGCCCGUAGCUACUCGUUGAAGGCACGCGCCAUUCUUCAUGCACAUCUGUCCCGGAUCCCACUGAACCAGAACACGCUGGAGGUCGAUCGUCAGCUGAUCGUGCGCAAGUGUCCCUACCUGAUCCAGGAGAUGGUGAGCUGCGUUAGUCAUUUGAUAAUGUUGGCUUACGCGAGAAAGAUUCAGCGACUUCCGUCGAUUGAAACGAUCGAGAAUUGCAUGAAGCUGUCACCGAUGGUAAUACAGGGGUUACGCGAAUCGGAACACCCGCUGAUGCAGCUGCCGCACAUGACGAAGGAACUGCGGGCCCAUCUGGCCCGUAAAUUCAACACACGCAAUCUGCAACAGUUGGCCCAACUGAAGCCGGAACAGCGUCGUGCGGCCCUUCGCAGCUUAACCGACGAACAGUACAGCAACGCGGUAAAGGUGCUCGGCCAACUGCCCUUGAUCGAUUUCAACAUGAAGUGUGAGGUGGUGGACGAUGAAAAUUCCAACGUGGUAACGGCCGGUGCGAUCGUCACGGUGACGGUUGAGCUGAUGCGACGCAGCAUGUCGGAACUGUUCGGUGACACAACUGCCAAGGAAAAGCAAGGCAUCACGGAAAGCAACGAAAACGGAGACACGGGUGAUGGUGAUGCCGACGGUGAAUUGGAAGCGACCGACGAUCAGAAACAGGAAGUGAAGGCGAAAAAGCCGUCCGGCUGGCAGCAAAAAUCCUCCAAGGGACACAAGAACAAGGCUAAGGCCGGUGCGAAACCGCACAACCGAAAGCUGGCAGCUGCAGCGGCGGCUGCUGCGGCCGCUACUGCUGCUGCUGCUGCUGCGGCGGCGGCUGCCGCAGCUCAGACAGCGAGCCAAUCGUCAACAGCAACGGGUGAGAAGAUAAAGUCUGGCAAGAGUGAAAGGAAAGCGCCAAGAGGUGAUGAGGACGAUGAUUCCGUCGCGGAAGGUGACAGUGGUGCGGAGAGUGACAAUGAUGCCAGCGAGGCAGCAGCCGAUGAUGAUGACGAGUGGGAAAAGUUUCAGCAAAAGAUUAACAAACGCGAAAAACUUGAAGGACGAUCGAAAGUAUCCCACCCGGUUCACUGUCCAAUGUUUCCUGAGGAAAAGCAUGAAUACUGGUGGACGUACAUUUGUGACCGAAAGUCGCACACGCUGCUAACCGUGCCGUACCACGUGACGAACCUGAUUCAUCGCGAGGAGGUGCAGCUCAAGUUUACCGCACCGAAGUGGGCCGGCAUGUACGUGUUUACCGUGUGCCUACGAUCCGAUUCGUACAUCGGCAUGGAUCAGCAGAUCGAUCUGAAGCUGGACGUGAAGGAUCCGGCUGCCAUCCCGACCGAACAUCCGCAGUGGGACAUCAGCGAGUCCGAAUCGGACCACAACGAGAUGCAGGCGAACGAUAGCGAAUUCACCACCGACUCGUCGGACGGCGAGGAUGAGGAAUCGCGAAGGCGAACGGACUAACCGGCCAGCCGUGUUUUUUGCCCAUUUGCCCCCCGGUUCCCAUCCCCAUUCAGUUGGGCGUAAAUGUGGUGGAAUGGUAGAUUCCGUUUUCUUCGUCCUGGUACUGGUGGCAGGGACACCGAGACGAACACAGGAACACACAGUACACAAAACAUACAGAGACAGCAGUAACUUUCCCCGUUCCACGAAAGAAACCGGGUCUAGCUUGACAUUCAUCAAUCCGUUUAGACGCGCGACAUUAGUUAGGUGCCUCUCCGAAUCAACUAUCCCCCCUUUUCUACUUCUACCCGUUGUUUGUUUAAAGAGGCGAUCCCUGUUCAUAUGACCUUGCUUUACACAAAACAAAAAACUCAUUAAACUUUCACCAGAAACUGUUUGCUAUUACAGCUGCUGGGAAACCUAUAAUAGGAGGUGGACUGAUUGAAGUAGAACGACUAAAACCUCACACACCCGUGCAAAAGGAACGGUGUGGAGAAGCAUUAAAUGAGGAAUUGGACGAGAGAGUGAGAGGAUUAAAAUAUAUUGAACAAUGAAAUGGAAAAGAUUGUUUAUAUUUGUGUUCCUGUGGAAUAAUGGUAUGGUGAAAUUGUGGCACCCUUUGGGUAGUAUAAAAGAGAAGAAAAUAUACACAAAACUGUGCAGGAAACGUU